UAUAUAUAUAUAUAUAUAUAUACAUUACUCAAACAAGCUCAUCAAUAUACAUACACACAUAUACACUUGGCGUGUAUAGAUUAAAAUCAAGCAGUCAUGGUGGAAAAGUCAGCCAGUCAGCUGUAGUCAGCUGUAUUCUGUGUUAAUAAAUUAUUUUAUCAAUUUUAAAACCAAAAUUGUAAUUAUUACUUCAGACAAAUGUUUAUCAACAGCCAAGUAUGUGAUAGAAUAUAAAAUUGACAAAAGUAAAGGCUUUAAUUAAGUUUAAAUUGUUUUGUUAUGUUGGCUGCUGACAGUCACAAAAAAAAAGUGGCCUUGAGUGUCGAACCCUGACCAUGCCAAGUCGGAUGACAUUUUUGGGGAUACGCUGACCAAUAACUUGUCGUCAGCGCCCACUGCUCUUCGUUCCAAACCUGAGUUGCCUCUCGGUAUUGUCUAUUGUCAGGUAGACUGCCACCAGUAAGUUCAUUUUUAAAAUAACCUGCAAAUCGACAACAAUCCUUUGUUCGAACAAAAUGGGCAAUUGUCUCAAGAGCAGUGGAAGUGCUCAAAAUGACAACGCGACUCUGUUGAACAACAGUCCAGAUCCUGCAAUGUCUGGUAGUUUGUCGCAAGAUCAACUAAAUUCACAAGCUAUGCCUUACAAUGAGCUGGUUGAUUCUCGGUACCCGGUUGUCUCAACACGCGAGAGACACGUGCGAUCAACGGAGUCGAGCAUCGGCGGACUGGGCCAGGGCAUCGGGAUGACAACCGGCAACAUCAGAGGAACCGGACUGAUGAACUCGGCAGCGAUUAACGAAGAGGAGCACCAGGUGCGAAUUGCCAAACGCAUUGGACUGAUCCAGCACUUGCCCUCGAGGGAGUACGACGGUGCCAAAAAGGGGGAGUGUGUAAUCUGCAUGAUGGAGCUGACUAUUGGAGAGGCCGUUCGCUAUCUUCCCUGCAUGCACACUUAUCACGCGAUGUGCAUCGACGACUGGCUGCUGCGUUCUCUCACCUGUCCCUCCUGCAUGGAGCCCGUCGACGCGGCUCUCAUAAAUUCCUACCACCCCACAACUUAGUUCCUCAGAACUGACCUUAAAUUACCAGUCGAGAUGUCGAACCAUGGCUCUCAAGCCGCUCGGGUGUAAAAAGAUAAGCGUCGGGGUAGACUUUUAACUAUCGACAAUAGUAAAUCCUCGUUUCACUCUCCAAAAUCAUUGCAAUUUUAAUUAAUCUGAUUGUAUUAUUAUAUUUAACAUAACUGCAGGCGGUUUCAUUAUACAUUUCUUCUUCUUUUAAUUUUUUUUUUACAUGGACUAUAACUAGUUAUAAAUUUUAUAGGACAAGUGUAUCAAAAAUAAUCGUGAUAUAGUAGAAUAAUAAAAAUUAAAAAAUAAAUUGAUUUUGGAACUGAAAUAGAAUGUUUGUACUGUUGUCUAGAAUAUCCUCGAGUUAUAAUAAUUAAAGCAUCACAUAAUCGCGUUAAAAGGCUUUGGUAUUAUUAUAAAUAUCGCUACGGCUUUCUAGUUAAGAAUGGAAAGGAAGGAAGAAAAAAAUGGAGCUGUGAACUAGUGGUUUGUUGACUACAAAUAAAUAUUUAAAAUAACUACUUAUAGAUAAGUUUAAAAAAAAUUAUUAUUAGAGAAAAAAAAAAACAAAACAAAUUUAAUACAACUAUAAUUAAUUGUAUUUCUUUAUUUACUUGUAUUUAAGUAUAAGUACUGUACAUAUACGUAUGUAUACAUAUUCGAAUAUUAAAAUACUAUGUUGAAAAAUUUUUAA
Messenger RNA from Cotesia glomerata, 1764 nucleotides. RefSeq names its product RING finger protein 11 (gene Rnf11). The transcript is spliced from 3 exons. The record is from RefSeq and is a predicted model, not a curated record. NCBI's taxonomy places the organism in Eukaryota, Metazoa, Arthropoda, Insecta, Hymenoptera, Braconidae. Bases 516 to 1061 code for a protein of 181 amino acids.